Dentiscutata heterogama is the source of this 364-nucleotide messenger RNA. The record is from the annotation of a GenBank genome assembly. NCBI's taxonomy places the organism in Eukaryota, Fungi, Glomeromycota, Glomeromycetes, Diversisporales, Gigasporaceae.
CUAAUGCUUCAGAUACCCUUCCAGAAAAUUUAGAAAGUAUUAACAAAGAUCCUUCAAAAAAGAAUGAUUCUUCAAAUAUAGGAGAUGGUCCAAUGGAUCUUUGCAUAAAAAUUCCUAACUUGUAUCGUUUGCUUGAUUUACGGAAAGAUAUGGGAUCAAAUGGCUUUACGGUUGACAAGAUCAUUAUUUCUCAAAAUUCUUUGAAGAAAUUCUGUAAUGAUAUGGUGCCAAAUUGGUUUAAAUCAAUUUCAGAAAUCGAUUUUAAGUCUUUGAAUUCUAAAUCAAUUAAUAUUAUUGGAGUUUACGGAACUCGUGAUAGUAUUGCAAAAUAUUUGUUCCAAAAAAAGUUUAUUGAUGGAAAAAU